Notolabrus celidotus (New Zealand spotty) is the source of this 4651-nucleotide messenger RNA. It is a transcript of the gene mtmr11, whose product is annotated as myotubularin related protein 11. Bases 458 to 2929 code for a protein of 823 amino acids. The transcript is spliced from 17 exons. The record is from RefSeq and is a predicted model, not a curated record. NCBI's taxonomy places the organism in Eukaryota, Metazoa, Chordata, Actinopteri, Labriformes, Labridae.
ACGUACUGGCCCUUUAAGAAGCUGCUCUGCUGCCUUUUUGUGCCUCUUUUUCAGCAGUGUGUGUUUCACUAUGGCGAAGGAAUAAACAAACAGAGCGCAAUGGGCAGGAAAGCAGCAAUAACGGUGAACACAUCUCUCCGUUAGUGAGUAACAGUGCAGUGACUGGUGUGAGGCUUCAGCAGGGUGUGCUCUCUCUCGGGUUUAUGUGUGUGUAUGUGGUCGGGGACACGGAUGCUGCCAGAGCGAAUAGCGAUGAAAAGAGCGAAAAUAGUUUGUACAUUGAACGCCUCAGUGAUAGAGGAGAACCGUUCCUGGACUCCGGACCUUUUUAACGACUAAAAAACACUCACAGGACAGCUGACAGCUCAGAGGAGAACAUUCCUCCUUCAUUUAUUCCACUUCAAUUAGCUCUUCUUUUUUUUCCUCUCUGUGAAAGUCGAGUGAAGCCGUCGUUAAAAUGUUGACAGGAUCAAAAACGACGUUCAAAGUGAGACAAAUGCUCCCAGAUAUCAAGGAGAGGAUGCUGAGUCAGAGCGGGGUGAACGCGAGGAGUAGAGAUGUGUUUGGGCUGCGCUGCCUACCAGGCGAGUGUGUUCUUCAAAGAGCUGUUAUGGUGAGGAAGAAGUUGUCUGCUCGGGAAGGAAGAGGCUGGGUGUCUGGGACCCUCUUCUGCACCCACUUCAGAGUGGCCUUCGUGCCCCAGGACAGUCCCAAACCUGACGACAACGCAGACCCAGUGCUCUUAGGGGAUCAUGACGUGGCUUUGGCGUCCAUAGAGAAGGUUGUGGUUGUGGGCCCGAACAGGACCAAGCUCAUCACACCGAACUCCUCUCUAAAGUUCACGCCUGAGGAGCUGGUGCUUUACUGCAGAGACAUGCGAGUCAUCUGCUUCCUGUUUGACCGCCUCACUCCUGACCCACAAGUGCUCGAGAUAACCUACACCAUCGCCAAGACCUACCAGCCUCUCAAACCUGGGUCAGUGUUAUCUUUCCAGAACGCUGCUCUGGGGAGUGUAGAAAUGAAGCAGUUUCUAAGCAACCGUCCAAGAAAUGCCCACAUGAACUGGUACGAGUCCGUCUCAGACUGGGAACAGGAGCUGGAGAGGUGCGGGGCCACGGGCUGGAGAGUCAGCUCGGUCAACGACCGCUUCGAGAUGUCCACCAGUCUGCCUCGCUUCAUCGUGGUGCCACAUAAGGUUUUAGACACUGAGCUGAAGAAAAGCUUCGCCCACUUCAACGAAGGACGAAUCCCUCGCUGGAGUUGGCGACACCCCCGAGGCAGUGAUCUGCUGCGGAUGGCGAGCUUCCAGAACAACAUCUACCAUGAGAAAGAUGAUAUCAGAAACCUGGAGAUGAUCCUGUUUGGCUGCCAGUCGUCUCUGUGCGUUGUGGUGGAGCUGGGUGAAGAGCUGCCUUCACCUGCAGAUAUCCAGCUGGCACACAGCCGCCUGCGUGCUCUCUGUUUGGGAGAUAUCUCCACAUCUGUGUCUGUGCCUGAUGACAAAUGGUUAUCUACUCUGGAAAGCACACACUGGCUAGACUACACAAGGUCUUGUCUGAGGAAAGCGUCAGAGGUAGCUUGCCUGCUACGCGGCGGUCACCUGACUGUGGCACUGCAAGAGGCUGACGACCGGGACAUGGGCUGCGUGAUUUCCAGCCUGGUGCAGGUGAUGUGCGACCCCCACUGUCGGACCCAGCAUGGUUUCCAGAGUCUGGUGCAGAAGGAGUGGAUCAUGGCUGGCCACCGCUUCUACAGCCGCAUCAACUAUCACAGGGACAACGACAAGGAGGAGGCUCCAGUCUUCCUGCUCUUCCUGGACUGUGUUUGGCAGCUGCUGUCCCAGUACCCCUCUCGCUUCCAGCUGACAGACGACUUCCUGUUGGCCUUGCACGACAGCGUCCACCUGCCACUCUUCUCCAGCUUCCUGGCCAACUGCCAGCGAGAGAGAUGCAAACGCUCCCAGAACCUUGGUCAGUCCUACACACCUGUCAAUGGCUGGAGAGAUGCUCUUCAUCCUGACUCUUCUUCUGAUCCGUCUGACCCCCCUCUCCCCUCCGUGUGGGACUGGGCCCUGCAGUACAGCAAGUCCAGACAAGAUCGCUUCACCCAACCCGUCCCCCCAAUCCCUCCACUGCAACCGCUGCUCAAUGGCAACCUCAACACCAACCCAGACACUCACAGGCUCGCUGACACCAUCCCUGGCUCGGUCUUCCUCCUCUCUCGAGGAACCUUCUCCUGCCCCGCUAACCUGCUUCCCUGGCGCAGCAGCAGCGGCUCAGGCGUUUACAAGAAGAGCCACCGGAGAGCGGCAUCCUCUGAGAACGUGCCCGGUCUGGAGAGGCUGCUGAAAGCUUGGGCCCUCACUGACAUUCCUCAAGGUUUCACUUCCACCUCCGGACCUCAAGGACCACUUGACCCAUAUGAACCUCUGCUGCCCCUCCUCAUGGGGCCCUGCAUGGGUCUGUGGAGGGAGUGCUAUCUCCGAGGGGCGCUCCAUGCACAGGCAUUCUCCCACCCAAUCUCUGCAAACCACCUCCACCCUGUGGAGCGACUCGCCCGGGAGGUGCAGCAGCUCAAAGACAAAAUAGCAGAAGUCUCCACAGGCUCGGAUUCAAACCCCACCAUCAAGAUAAGAGAUCCUCGGCGGACCGACACCAACCUAAACCAAAACACCAACAAUGGCACCUUCCUCUUCCCUGCACAGAGGCCUCAGAGCGCGACCAUGCCCAGAUCAGCACCCCCUAUUACCUCCAUCAACUACCACACCUCCAGAGGCACUCCGCCCUCCUCGGCUCCUCCAUCAAGCAACAAGCACACCUUCCUGUUCGGGCACACUUCAGUAACAGAGGCCCGAGCCGACCAGCGCUACUACCCAACACCCAACAACGCCAAGCUGCCUAAGAACAACGGGUCCUCGAUCUCAUCCUGAGGUCUGCUCCUCUUCCUAACUGCUCUGAUACAAACCGCUCCACCCUUUAAUCUGGGUACUGUAACACCACCUGCCUGCACAGAAUGAUCCCUCACUGGUGUACUGAGGAGAGUUUCAUAUCAAACUAUGUGAUUGACUACAAGGUGUUAAAAAAACAGUGUAAAGGAAUAAGUGCAAGAGCUCUGGACUCUGAAACGUAUCGCCUGUACUGUAAUAAAAAUGUGACAACUGUUUUGUAUAUUUGUAAAGAAAACCAGUGUUCAAUAUACCGCUGAUGAGAUACUUCAAAAACAUAAAGGGCUGUAGAUGCUUAAUAAUGUAAACCAACGACACUUAUGGUAUCUUUAAAUGCAGUAGACUCCUUUUAGAAACAGCAUGUCACCCUUUAAGAUGGAAAGAAAGUGUCUAACUUCUUUUUUAGCUUCUUAUCCGGAGCAGGACCGAGAUAACGGCGUGAUAACGUGGAUCUUAAGAGCGCUCUGACAGAAAACACGGCCGUGGAUGGACACAUAUCUGCUCUGACCUCUGUGCUCAUCAGGAAGCUUAUCUCCAGAAGGCUUUGUCUUACCUACCAGCUCUUAAGUAUUUAUUAUGUCACGCUAAUGUGCAAACAAACACAUUCAUUUCUUGUUUUUGUAUUGAAGCUUCUUGAAAAAGUAGAAUUGUGUUAUGAAAAGGAUAGUUUUUGGAAAAGCGUCAUUUUUUAACUCCCGGCUCUGUGACCAGUGGCUUUAUUUUGGAAUUUAGGGCAUGAGAGCUAUUUUGGUACUGCUCUCAUAUCUCUGCACUCUCAUGCAUGAUGGGAGCAGAGAGAGGCCUAUAUUCACUUCAGUUCUGAGUUACGUUAGCCUGCUUGGGUCUGAAUGUGUUGGAAUGAUCAUUUCAGGGUUUUAGUAUUAUAAUCUUAUCUAAACUUUUUUCUCUUUUUUCAAGUAUUCUUGACCACCAUUGGUCAGUUUUUGAUGUCGUACAUGUAGAUAAAUGCGGUUUCUGAAAUGUUUCUGACCAAAUUUAGUAUUAUUCUGAGAACUUCCAUGUUAUUUAUGAUGGAAAGAUACAUGAUUGAUCUGCACCUUGUGAAGGUAUCAGUGUUGAAAGCAAAGGGAAGCUUAUUUUUCCUUUCAUCUCUUUUUUUCCCUCCCCUGCUGGCACUGUGUUAGUAUGCAGCCUGCAUUUAGGUCAAGGACUUGGAAGUGUCUGACUGAAACACAGAGAGGAAAAAACUGUUCCUGCGCCUUUAAAUCCAAACAGGUUGCUGUUGGCACGACGUGGGUGUCGAGGGGAUGAACUGGCAUGUUUCCCUUACAGAUGAAACUGCACCGCUGUUUUAGUUUUUCUGAAUGUUUAGUUGGAGGGAUAAGUUGUCAGAUGUAGAACUGAUGCAGACCUUCUCUUAUGUCAAAAGGUACCUCACUUGAUAGCACUAUGAAUUAUUCAUUGUUGUAAAUAUUCAUUACAUCAAUAUCAAGGCACAUUGAUAUCAGAGCUUUCCAGUUGUGAUGCCAAUGCAUUUGUCUAACUUCCAUGGAAAAAAAACACACACCAUAUCAUCUUUGUCCUGUUAGAUCGAGAACCUAAUUUGACCCUCCUCUGCACCCAUCCAUCUGUUAUUGUAUUAUUUAAUGUUUUUGGUACGAACAUUGCUUCAUUUGCCAGAUGUACAUAUUUUUUGUAUCAGCAUGUUUUGAUUCCUGAUAAAUAAAAAGUGUUAUUAAUUCAUAA